CUCACUCUAGCCUGGGCAACAAAGUGAUAUGUGUCAAUUACAUGUCAAGUAAAACACUAACUUAGAAAUUCAUUUUCUUCCUAUUUUCUCAUCUCAUUUUCUAAUAGUAGUGGUCCCAGAAGAGGGCAAAAACAAGGGAAGUUGUUUGUUCUCCAACAGAACAGCCUUUUCGACGAUUUCCUAAGGCAACAUGUUGGCAGGUCAGUUGAUCAGAUCAUGAUGAAAACACUUCACAGGAAGGCCAGGACAAAAGGGUCAGCCUGUUCAGUAUGCAACUGACACAGCAAUGGUCAAAACAAGACCCAUGGAAAGGGUGUCCAAAGGGGGGCAUCAAUUUAGCUGCUUCUGCCCUUCCCCAAUGUUAACACUGGGUUAAAUAAGUGUUUUCUAGCAAAGAAGACAAAUGAACAUCAAAUGCCCAAGCAGGAGCCCCAAAUAGAGGAGGAGGAGGAGAAUAGGAAGGAGUUAGACAAGAGGCCCAAGUCCAUGGCCUUGAAUAGUCUCUACUGUAAUUCGGCCAUCCUGCAAGGGCAACUUCACUCCCAGAGCAUCGGAUCAGACUAGCCUGCAGCUCUAAGGAGGGGGUCCUCUGAGGUAGGUGUAAACAUCCCCUGGCAUAGAUUUAAGAAGGGCACACAGAGAAGACACAGCCAGAUAAAGUAAUUCUUCAGUACUUCGUUCUCUUCUUUUGAACAAUGGACCCAUCACUGUCACCUGCAACCUGGCACGAGGGCUACAGGUGAGAGACUAGCUGAGAAGUUUAAAAUGAAAGAUGGAGGUUUCUCAUUCCCCAGUAUCUUUGUUCUUCAAACUCAUGGACCAACACGAAGCCUUCUCAUCUCCAAUUAACUUUGUGUACCAAUCCCACAGACCAACAGAGACUUCCCAUCCUCCCGGAAAUCUCUGUCCACCAAACUCAUCACUUCCACUGCUCAGGCAGGGGUCUGCCUCACCCCAGCCCAUCUUUUAUUUAUUUAUUUAUUUAUUGCCUUUUUUUUUUUUUUACUUUGAUUUUAGGGUAUAGCCCAUCUUUUAAAGAUGAGGGGGUGGGCUGGUCUCCUCUAUAUGGCUGAUGAAAUCUCUUAGCCUGGGCUUAAAAGCACCCUGCUCAAACCCAACACUGCUUAACACCAGAUAUUUCUGUACAUUGCUAAAAUGCCUCUACUUCCUAAUUCUGGUCCAUCUAGACACCAUCUAGGGAGGAGGAAACUCCCCCUUCCCUUUAGGUCUGACCCACGCAGGAAAUGAGAGCCUUUAUUCACACUCAAGCGUCUGGAAUGACAGUGCUCUCUAUGGACGCACAGAUGGCUCUGACCCUGUGUCCAGCCCCCUGCAGCCGGUCCACCCUAGCGGGCCCCAGCUUCUGGGUCUGUGACCCUGUGCCCAUCCCUACAGGCCUUUCCCGACACCUCUUUUCAAAACUGCCCCUGCCCCCUGCACCACUCUUGCUGCAAACAUUUCAGUAAGCGGACAGUCAUAAACGAAACGGCCCAACCCAGUUGCAAAACAUAAUCUACAAACGGAAAGAGUGUUUACGAUGAAAAUUUUUAGAACAAGAAAAAAAUGGGAAGGAAGAAAAGGAGAGAGUGGAGAACCAGAGAGCAGGCCGGGCGAUGCCUGUCCCGGUAGAAAGCCGCUGUGCCGCGCGGGCCACACUCAAACCCCAGCGGCUCAUCCCGCCUGACUCCACAGGUGCCCCCGUCGCCAGACCGGCUCCCCCUAAGGAGCGCCAGCCCCUGGAGCAGGCCUUUCCCCGCUCAGCACCCGCCCGCCCUCGGGACUCGGGAGCGCAGGGGGCCAGGCGGGCCGGCCCAGGGUCCCGGUUCUGUUUCCUUCCCGCCGUGGAGCGCGCGACCCGGCGACCUCCUCCCUGGGGGACGCUGCGCGCGGCGCCGAGCAGCGCGGGGGCCGGAGGGGAAGUCGAGGCCGCGGCCGGCCCGCAGGUCGGGUCUCGCCGCCCCAGCGCCGCCGCCCCGGCGACUCUUCACCCCGGCCCGGGUUCGAAGCGGCAGGGCCAGAGAAGAGGAAGGAAGACGAAAAGGAACUUUUGCCCACGGUUUCUAAGAAGCUCAUAUUGAAAAAUUACCCAAGAUAUACUGCUGUACAAGCAAUAACCGUCCUACCCAAAAACAUUUCCUGUAAGUGCAUAUCUGCUUUGCCAACUUGAGUUUUUCUCACUAUCUGAUAAUAUCUAAUAAUGGAGUUAUAAUAUAUUCACACUGGAGAUCUGACAUAUUGAGGCCUUUUGGUCCCCCAGUUUCCACAAAAUAUGGUACAACGUGGUACUGUGGUCAGCAAGAUGAUUUUAAGGGACAUUUAGACAUUUAUCCUUUGAAUGGUUAUAUAGUUAUUCUAAUAUGUAUUAGAAUGAUUGUAUGAUUAUAUUCUAACAUGUAUUAGAAAAAAUAUCAGGAGCACAUCAGUCACAGUGCUCAGUGGGCCAACUUGUUAGCAGGUGAGAAUCAUGGACACAGAUCAAUGAUCCUAAGACUUGGGGACAUGAAUCUCUCCUGCCUCCCUGUCCUGGUGACUGUAGACCAAUGUCCUCCUGGCAGCAUCACCCCUGAGC
This is a messenger RNA of Microcebus murinus (gray mouse lemur), 2569 nucleotides long. NCBI's taxonomy places the organism in Eukaryota, Metazoa, Chordata, Mammalia, Primates, Cheirogaleidae. The record is from RefSeq and is a predicted model, not a curated record.